This is a messenger RNA of Pyricularia oryzae 70-15, 2013 nucleotides long. RefSeq lists its product as uncharacterized. Gene Ontology annotation, molecular function: protein binding. NCBI's taxonomy places the organism in Eukaryota, Fungi, Ascomycota, Sordariomycetes, Magnaporthales, Pyriculariaceae. The transcript is spliced from 2 exons. The record is from RefSeq and is a predicted model, not a curated record. Bases 1 to 2013 code for a protein of 670 amino acids.
AUGGCAACCUUUUCCAUUGCUGCCGCUGCGUCCCAGAGUGAGGCUCUUGCUUGCCGCAUCAUCGCGACCAGGGCCGAGGUGGACGAAACCAUCAAGGCAUGGGAUGAUGCCAGACCACAAAGAGCCCACGUGGCCCUCCUGGGCGAGGAGAUUCACACCUUGUCCGCCAUGGCCGACAGUCUAACAGACGCCGUACGGAAGGCUCAGGUGGUGGCGCCCGCCGUCCAGCCGGCCUUGAUGGGUGCCCUCGACUCGGCCGAGCGGGCUUGGGCCGUAAUGGAUAAGCAGCUGCGUCGGCUGAGAGAAACGGACGGCGACGUUGCCAUGGAUGGUGGCGUCGUGGAGGAUUACGAAAUGAUGCUGCAGGCUGACAUGGUACUUUAUGAACUGUUUCGGGAGCUGUUGCAAAUACAUGAUGUGGCGCGUCAGGCCACCAUAUUAAAUGGACCGGACGCACAACGGAUCCUCUCCGGGUUCAACGAGGCCUGUGAGGUUGUUCUUGCACGACGGUCAGUCUUGAUGGAGAAACCCACGUCGCCGUCGCUGCACAGCCAAAGCACCACAUCGCUGGUCUCGAGCCCGUCGACACAAUCCACCCCGACCAGCCCAGACCCUCCGACCCCGACAGCCAUCGCCGGUCCGGCCGUUUGUCCGUCAAAGGGUAAAGGCGGCGGCGGCUUCUUUGGCGGCCUCUCGCAGUCGUUCCAGGCCAUGACGGCCAACUUUCGCUACAAGCCAGAGCCGCUCGUGUCAGCGCUCUGCCAAUCGGCCACUCGUGGCGACGUGCAGCAGGUCAAGGGGUUGAUCGAAGGCGGCGCCAACGUCGACGGCCGCAACGAGGAUCGUAAGACGGCCCUGAUCUGCGCCAUCGCCGCCGGGCAGGUCACCACCGCCCAGUGGCUCAUCGACCACGGCGGGGCGAGCGUCAGGGCACGGGAUGGGGGAGGCACCAAGGCAAAGCCGCCUCUUUACCAUGCGGUGCGCACCGGCAAUGCCGAGCUCGUCACGCUCUUGCUCCACCGUGGCGCCGAGGUCAACGCCAAGAGCUCAAUGGGCCAGUCGCAUCUGGUGGAGGUCGUGCAGGGCGGCAACGUGGACAUGAUGCAUCUGCUGCUGAGCCACGGCGGCGACCCCAACGCACGCGACGUCACCGGCCGUGCGCUGCUGGUGCAUGCCGUCAACGCGGGCAACCUCGAGAUGGCGAGACAGCUGCUGGUGCACGGCGGCGACGCCAACAUUCGCGACUACACGGGCCAGGCCGUGCUCAACCUCGCCGCCACCAGCAUCCCCAUGCGCAUGGAACACGUCACGUUGCUCCUGGACCACGGCGCCGAUGCAAACGUGCGCGACCUCACGGGCCAGCCGCUGCUGGUCCACGCGGUGUCUUCGGGCAAGAAGGACCUCGCCCGCAUGCUGCUCGCCAAAGGCGCCGACGCCAACGUCCGAGACCUCUACGGCCGCACCGUGCUGCAGAUACUGGUCAAGCAGCGCGACCUCGACCUGAUCCGCGUCCUGCUCGAGCACGGAGUCUCGCCCAACCAGCUCGUCGACACCACCGGCUCGUCCGCCGGCGAGACCCUGCUGCUGCACGCCAUCGGAUCCGGAGACGACGACCUCGCCGAGCUGCUGAUCAAGCACGGCGCCGACCCCAACGCCAGGAGCAAGCAGGGCCACACCCCACUCAUGCAGGCGCUGCAGCGCGGGCCGGCCAAGGACUCGCUCGUCGCGCUGCUGGUCGAGGCGGGGGCCAGCCCGAACACGGAGGGGCUGUGCUCGCCGCUCGUGUUUGCCGCCGCCAGUGGGAGGGGCGACGUGGUGCAGCUGUUGAAGUCGUACGGCGCGGCUGCCGAGGUUGAGGUGCCGCCUGCGAGGGGUGGUGGCGGCCCGAGCCCGAGCCCUCGGCCGGCCAACGAUGCUGCUGCCACCACGUCGACCGUCCCUGAAGAUCCCGACGUGCCGCCGCCGGACUACGAGAGUAUACACGUGAGGAAGUCGGGGCCUGGGGUGGGGUGA